Messenger RNA from Periophthalmus magnuspinnatus, 1193 nucleotides. Its product is annotated as xanthine dehydrogenase/oxidase-like. NCBI's taxonomy places the organism in Eukaryota, Metazoa, Chordata, Actinopteri, Gobiiformes, Gobiidae. Gene Ontology annotation, molecular function: iron ion binding; oxidoreductase activity. The record is from RefSeq and is a predicted model, not a curated record. The transcript has 10 exons. Bases 302 to 1180 code for a protein of 292 amino acids.
UCUGGUUUAGAUCCGAGAGCUUAACCUGUACUCCGAGGGCGACCUUACGCCAUAUAACCAGGUGCUGGAGAGUUUCACACUGCGGCGCUGCUGGGACGAGUGCUUGGACAGAGCCAAGAUCCACGAGAGACGGACUCAGAUCCAUGACUUCAACAGGCAGAACCGCUGGACAAAACGGGGUCUGGCUGUGGUUCCUACAAAGUUUGGCAUUGCUUUCAACGUGGUCUUCCUCAAUCAGGCCGGAGCUCUGGUUCACAUUUACACCGAUGGCUCGGUUCUUGUGGCUCAUGGAGGGACUGAGAUGGGCCAGGGACUUCACACCAAGAUGAUCCAGGUGUGCAGCAGAGCUCUGGGCAUUCCUGUGACAAAGAUCCAUGUUUGUGAGACAAGUUCUCACUCUGUGGCCAACACCAGUCCCACCGCAGCUUCGGUGUCCUCAGACCUGAAUGGAGCUGCGGUGCUCAAUGCCUGUGAGAUCCUUGGUCAGAGACUACAGCCCUACAAGGACCGGGACCCACAGGGUGCCUGGGAGAGCUGGGUGAAGGCGGCAUAUUUUGACAGAGUGAAUCUGAGCGCUAACGGCUUCUACAGGACUCCAGGUCUGGGAUAUGAUUUUGAGACAAACUCGGGGCGUGCGUUUAACUAUUUCACUUACGGUGUGUGCUGCAGCGAAGUGGAGAUCGACUGUCUAACCGGGACGCAUAAGAAUCUGAGCAGCACGAUUGUGAUGGAUGUGGGCAACAGUCUGAAUCCUGCUUUAGACAUCGGACAGGUGGAGGGUGCGUUCAUGCAGGGAAUUGGUCUCUUCACCCUUGAGCAGCUCCUUUACAGUCCAGAUGGGGUUCUUCUGACCCGAGGACCGGGAACCUACAAGAUCCCAGGGUUUGGAGACAUUCCCACACAGCUACAAGUAUCUCUGCUCAGGGACGCACCCAAUGACAAGGCACUCUACUCCUCUAAGGCAGUGGGUGAGCCACCUCUGUUUCUCGCUGCUUCAGUGUUUUUUGCACUGAAAGAUGCAAUUGCUGCAGCGCGUAUGGAGGCAGGGCUGAGCGGUCCAUUCCGGUUGGACAGUCCGGCCACAGCAGAAAGGAUUCGCACGGCAUGUGCCGACCGCUUCACCAAAAUGUGCCCUGUGGCUGAACCUGGGACCUACAAACCCUGGGCUGUUCUGGUCUGAACUAGACUAACAC